Poecilia reticulata (guppy) is the source of this 2738-nucleotide messenger RNA. Lineage: Eukaryota; Metazoa; Chordata; Actinopteri; Cyprinodontiformes; Poeciliidae. The record is from RefSeq and is a predicted model, not a curated record.
AUCAUCAUAAGAGCUCCCGAUUCCCUCCCAGUCUGUUUGUGUCGACAGUUUGCAAGCGCUCAGCUCCCCCUCCAGUCUGCAUCCGUCCGGCAGAGCCGAGGCUGGCACCGACAGCAUCAGCAGCAUCAGCAGCAUCAGCAUCAGCAGCAGAAGCAGCAACAACAAGCCCCGUUUGUGCAUCAUCAGCUGACGGGGGCGAAAAAACAACAACAUCCGCUCGAAACAUUCCGGGAAUAACGCUGCAAUGGGACCAUUCCAAGAAUAUGAGGAAAAGAAAUCACCCGAGAAAGGAAGCCCCCGCAGCCGCAUCCCACGUUUGGUUCUCCAUCCUUUCCGGCCGAAGGACAGAGGCACGCUUCUGUCUGAUUCCCUGCUAUCCGAAGAGGAGGGGAAGGAGUGCGACAUCAGCUCGGAUCACUCCAAGAGGACCAUCAGCACCAACAGCUUUUGCUCCGAUGACACCGGCUGCCCCACUAGUCAGUCUGUGUCCCCCUCCAAAACUCCGUCAGGCUCAGAGCGGAGCGUCCACGCGUCGCCGACGCUGCCGGAGCGCAAAGCCAAAGCGAAGAGGGUGAGGGUGGUGGCCGAGAGCGGCGGGGAGGCCCGCAGCGCGCCCAGGCACAAGAGGGAGAUGAGGUCUGCCCCGAGAGCCCGAGGCAGCGAAGCAGAUUUCAGUUCCUCCAGCAGCACAGGCAGCCUGAAGACCAAGGACAUCCUCGCAUCAAGUUUGGUUGGGAAGAAAGUUUCUUCUCGCUGCCGUGGCCCUCAAAUCAGAACGCUCCCGGUUUUCAAACCAGCUGGGGCUCCGUCUUUGAAACAUGACUCCGAACUUUACGCCCCCUACAGGACUCCCCCCAGAGCUGCAUCUUUGACUUUCAGCAGCAGCUGCAACUCCAGUCCCACUUCCAGAAGAGUGAGCUUGGGCCGCUUCCGCUCCUGCGGAGACAACCACGGCGUCAGGCCCCCGAACCCUGAGCAGUACCUGACCCCGCUGCAGCAGAAGGAAGUGGCCAUCAGACACCUGAAGACCAAGCUGAUGGAGUCGGAGAACAAAGUCCACGACAGAGAGAACGAGAUCCAAGAGCUCAAGUCCCAGCUCUGCAGGAUGAGGGAAGACUGGAUUGAAGAAGAAUGCCACAGAGUGGAGGCUCAGCUGUCCCUCAAAGAGGCCCGCAAAGAGAUCAGGCAGCUGCGUCAGGUGGUGGAAACCAUGAAGAACAGCCUGAUGGAGAAAGACAAGGGAAUACAGAAGUACUUCAUAGAUAUCAACAUCCAAAACAGGAAGCUGGAGUCCCUGCUGCACAGCAUGGAGCUCGCCCAGAGUGGCUCUGCCCUCCAAGAUGAAGGUGCCUUGGACUUCAUGUGUGAUGGUCCUGAAGGGGGUGAUAAGAAGCUGAUGGGUGAGGAGGACGGAGGGCUGGAGAUGGGGAAUCCGGGAGCAGAGGCAAUGGCAGACAGUGGGCUGCUGGUGAACGAUGAGAUGGCCAACAGAGAGGACAUCUUUGAACAGGUCUUCAUGUCUACUGCAGCGGAUUUCAGCCAGGACUCCAGUUGCAGGCAAGGGCCCCUGGUGGAGACCGACGCUGGGCAGCCUGCGCUGUCAGAAGACGGACAGUUAGCACGUGAAUCUUCAGCAUCUCCGCCAAAUGCACUUUCAUCCACAGUCACCAUCUCUUCAAGCGCACCUUGCCACCAAAACACCAACGACAAAGAAGUUCAGACCGACUUUCCGUCCAUAUCCGCAGAGCUGCAGGCUCUACUACUUCAGCUGCUGAAGCUCCACGGGUCAUCACUAGGGGAUGCAGCUCCUCCCACCGGACUUCUGGAAGUCCCAAAGCUACCCACAUCCACGGGGGAUGAAUCCAGCACAUCUACUGAUUCCGGUUGUUCAGACAAUACGAAGAGCAGCCAGUUCAUGGACGAGCUGGACUUCACCGCCCAGGAAGAGAAACCUUUCGAAUCGACGAGACAGGAACUGGUGGACAAGCGUUACUGGAGCAACAGCUUCCUGGUUGAUCUGGUGGCAGUGGCAGCCCCUGUGCUACCCACUGUGGCCUGGCUGUAUUCGAGGCAUGGUGUGGACGGAAACGCUCCGGUCUACAACAUUGGGGCCCUGAUAAGGGGCUGUUGCAUCAUGGGACUGCACUCGCUUCGUCGCGUUGCCCGUAGACCAGACGCAUAAUCGCUUUAAACCUGCAUGCUCACGCCUAACUUUGUACUAGAAGCACUUUGCAAAGAGUAUCAUGGAAACGUUUCUUUUGUUGUUCAGCACUUGAUGAGAUUAUUGCAGCUGCUUUGUUUUCAGCACUGGUAUUUUUGCAUUGUACAGUUACCAUAAAUGGAAGCUUGGUGGUGACCAAACAGUAUUUAUUCUUUAUUUAUAUAUUUAUUUAUAUUUAACAAGCAUAUCAUCCGAGUAGAUGGUUAUGUCCUGUCAUAUCUUUUAGUUUGUUUUCUUUUUUUAAUUUAUGACCUCCGGGAAAUGGAAGUCCAUGCUAAUUUGAAAUGUUUUGUGUUGCUGUUCAUAAAGAAACCUUCAGCCAAAGCUUUAAUGUGAGUUCACCGUUUUUUGUGAAGUCCCCUCUCUUGACCCUUUCCUUUGGAGUGGAGCUUUACUCUGUACAGCUUGUGUAUUGUUCAUACAAGACUUGUUCUGUGCCUGAGCAAUGUGCAAUAUUGUCAGUCUAUAUCAAAUGUCAUUGUAACUUUAUUAAUAAAGCAUGAUAUUUCUGAGCAUG